Misgurnus anguillicaudatus (oriental weatherfish) is the source of this 1313-nucleotide messenger RNA. It is a transcript of the gene dhrs13a.2, whose product is annotated as dehydrogenase/reductase (SDR family) member 13a, tandem duplicate 2. The record is from RefSeq and is a predicted model, not a curated record. Lineage: Eukaryota; Metazoa; Chordata; Actinopteri; Cypriniformes; Cobitidae.
CACGCGCAAACCGGUCCGGUGAGAGCGCAAUCAGCGCAUGGCGUGAUAGAGAAACCGUAGACCGGUUUAUCAGGCUCCGACUCGGAUGCAAGCGCAUAAGAACCGCUCGCCGUCUCGUGCACCAGUUCACAAUCAUGAUUCACCUCAUCGUCGCCGCCGCUCUCGUCGGAGGUCUUUAUGCCGUGUUGGUGGAGACCCUGUUUAAGAAGUCCAAAUGUAAAGCAACCGCUGAUAUGACCGGGAAAACGGUUAUAAUUACAGGUGGAAAUACAGGUAUCGGUAAGGCCACGGCUCUGAAUCUGGCUGCUCGUGGUAUGAGAGUGAUUCUGGCUUGUAGAAACCGUCAGAAGGCCGAAGCCGCAAUAAACGACAUCAAGAUGGCUACAGGCAGCAAUGAUGUCGUGUUUAUGGAGCUUGAUCUUGGGAGCCUUAAAUCCAUACGAUCUUUCGCUGAGACAUUUCUAAAAUCUGAGUCCAGGCUUGAUCUGCUCAUUAAUAACGCAGGUCUCGUGGCGGAUGGUCGAACCGCAGAUGGCUUUGGCAUAGAAUUUGGCGUCAAUCAUCUUGGCCAUUUUCUGCUCACAUGUCUUCUGCUGAAUCGUCUAAAGGAGAGUCCUGCGGCCCGAAUCGUCACGCUGGCCUCCAUGGCUUAUCGCUGGGGCAAGAUUGACUUUGAUUCUCUCAAUGCCACUAAAGAUCUGGGAUCAGGGAGAUACAGCUGGCAGUUUUUCCAGGCUUAUUGCAACAGCAAAUUAUGCAAUGUCCUGUUCACUCACGAGCUGGCCAAAAGACUGAAGGGUUCGAAUGUGACCUGCUACAGUGUUCAUCCAGGUGUCGUGAAGACCGAGCUUUCCCGACAUGUGAGUCUCUGGCAAAAGGUGUUCAUUGAGCCGAUUGCUAGACUUCUUUUCCUAGAUCCAAAGACCGGAGCGCAGACGACCCUACAUUGUGCCGUUCAGGAAGGAAUCGAACAUCUGAGUGGACGUUAUUUCUCCUGUUGUGCUGUGGAAGAAGUCUGUGCCAAAGCCAAAGAUGAUGCGGUGGCCAAGAAGCUUUGGGAUGUGAGCGAAAGACUCUGUGGACUUUCUUGAACCCGCAAAAACUGUUUAAUUUCUGGUGGAUGGAGACCCUUUGUGGUGUUUGACGAAAUCUUACACUUAAAGAAAUUCAAGUAUGAAGUAGUGAAGCCGACCCUGGAAGUUUCUAUUGAUGGACACAAUUAUUUCCCAAGCUUACAGUGUUUCUUUUAUUUGUAUAGUUACAUAUGUGUUGUGGUGUUUUUUUAAUGUAUUAAAGUAUGUAAUGAAUCACAA